AUGGAUGAUGACGAUGAUGAAUCCUGUCUCCUUGAUCUUAUUGGGGACCCACAGGCGCUGAAUUACUUCCUCCAUGGACCUAGCAGUAAAUCUAGCAAUGAAGACUUGACUAAUGCAGAAUAUUCUGUAGCCAACUCAAAUUCCAUUUUCGCCAACUCUAGUAACACUGAUCCUAAGUCAUCUGUGAAAGGUGUAAGCAGUCAGCUUGGAGAGGGGCCUAGUGAUGGACUGCAGCUGUCCAGUAGCCUUCAGUUUCUUGAAGAUGAACUUGUGUCUUCUCCUUUACCUGAUCUUACUGAGGAUCAGCCUUUUGAUAUUCUUCAGAAGUCCUUGCAGGAGGCCAAUAUUACUGAACAGACUUUGGCAGAAGAGGCAUAUUUGGAUGCCAGUGUAGGUUCUAGCCAACAGUUUGCACAAGCUCAGCUUCAUCCUUCUUCAUCAGCAUCCUUUACUCAGGCUUCUAAUGUUUCUAAUUACUCAGGUCAGACGUUGCAACCUAUAGGAGUUACUCAAGUGGUACAGCAACCUGUUGGAGCAUCUUUUGCAAGCAAUACAGUUGGUGUGCAACAUGGCUUUAUGCAACAUGUCGGAAUUAGUGUUCCCAGCCAGCAUUUGUCUAAUAGCAGCCAGAUCAGUGGUUCUGGGCAGAUCCAGCUAAUUGGUUCAUUCAGUAAUCAACCUUCCAUGAUGACCAUUAAUAACCUUGAUGGAUCUCAGAUCAUACUGAAAGGCAAUGGUCAACAAACACCUGCAAACAUGAGUAGUGGCCUCUUGGUUCAUAGACAAACCCCAAAUGGUAACUCGCUGUUUGGUAACUCAAAUUCAAGUCCAGUAGCACAACCUGUAACUGUUCCGUUUAACAGCACAAAUUUUCAGACGUCAUUGCCUGUCCAUAAUAUCAUCAUUCAAAGGGGUUUGGCACCAAACUCUAACAAAGUACCUGUUAAUAUCCAACCAAAGCCUGUCCAGAUGGGUCAGCAGACUGCUUACAAUGUGAAUAACUUGGGAAUACAGCAGCAUCACGUACAGCAAGGGAUUCCGUUUGCUUCUGCAAACUCACCUCAGAGUUCAGUAGUUGGUCCUCAUAUGUCCGUUAAUAUUGUUAAUCAACAGAACACAAGAAAAUCAGUUACCCCUCAGACAGUCAGCAAUGCUGGAGGUAGUAUUGUUAUCCAUUCUCCUAUGGGACAGCCUCAUGCACCUCAGAACCAGUUUCUCAUACCUACAAGUUUGUCUGUUAAUUCUAAUUCAGUUCAUCACGUCCAGGCCAUAAAUGGACAACUUCUUCAGACUCAGCCUUCCCAGCUGGUUCCUAGCCAAGUGUCUGCUGAGCAUGUAAUGCUCAACAGGAACUCUACAAACAUGCUAAGAGCCAACCAGUCGUAUUCAGGGCAGAUACUGAAUAAUCAAAACACAGCUGUUCAGCUUGUUUCUGGCCAGACAUUCACAGCUCCUGGAAACCAAGUCAUAGUCAAUCAUGGAACCUCACAGAUUGUGGGUGGACAGGUACCGCUGCAGCAGGCGUCACCAACCGUGUUGCAUUUGUCACCCAGUCAAGCUAAUGUUUCUCAAGGUAGAUCGAGUUUUACCACGAUGUCCCCUGGGCAGUCUGCAGUCUCCAACAUGUCAGCUUCGAACCGCUUUGCUGUUGCAAGUUCUUCUGGGUCAGUACAUCCUAGCUUGGGACCAUCAGUUCAGUCUGUUGCAUCAGGAGGAAACUUCACUGGAGAUCAGCACACACAGAACAGAACUCAAGUUCCCAUCAGUGCAUCGCAUCGUCUUCCAGCAUCCUCUUCCAAAUCUGUCAGCACCUUCAGUCACACGUCGGUGGGAGUAACACAACAGCAGUUUGCUUUUGGUCAGAAGAAAUCUCUGAACCAGACAUCACCAGUUUCUGCAUCGAAGACACAAGAUAAUUUGAGACAGCCUCAGCUAACAAGUCUCCUGAGCAACACACUAUCAGGACAGGACUCUGGAGGAAAAAUUGUGCAGCAGUCUCUAGGAUCAGCACAACCGCAAGAAAAAGUAAUAGGAUCAUCAUCAGUUCAACAGAGCAUACAGGUGGACGGUCAUUUAGUUGGACAGAAAAGGCCUGCUGCUAAACAGUUAACUAAAGGAGCUUUUAUUCUCCAGCAGUUACAGAAGGAUCAGAUGCAUGCUGUGACACCAGAUAAAAGCCAGUUCAGAUCAUUAAAUGAUGCAGUUCAGAGACUCCUUUCAUACCAUGUGUGCCAGGGAUCGCUGCCAACAGAGGAAGACUUGAGAAAAGUGGACAGUGAAUUUGAAACUGUAGCUACACAGCUUCUGAAGAGGACACAGGCUAUGCUGAACAAAUACAGAUGUUUGCUUAUAGAAGAUGCAAUGCGGAUAAAUCCCUCUGCAGAAAUGGUUAUGAUUGACAGGAUGUUUAACCAGGAAGAAAGGGCAUCUCUGACCCGGGAUAAGCGUCUUGCACUUGUGGAUCCUGAUGGUUACCAGGCUGAUUUUUGUUGUUCUGCCAAACAAUUUGAUAAAGCAGUUGAAGAAGCACAGUCCAGCAAGAGUGACCAUCAGCCUAGCAAAACAUUAUCUUCCCGAAGUCAGACUACCAAAACCCAAGCCAGAGACCGACCAAAAUCCAGCUCAGCAGAGUCCACAAAUCACAGUAAACUUCCUCUAGUGCCUAACAACGUUGUGACGCCACAAGAAGGAAUAGCUUCUACUAAAAAAUCAGAGAGCCUCACUAAAGCUUUAAAGCUUGAGAAAGCUAACUGUUCUUCUGAGGGCCAGUACGUGGCCCUCUCUGAAGAGAAGACAGCCGGGAAAGAUCUUGCCAAGUCCACAGAGAAUUCUUCAAGUUCUGAAGACUUGUCAAAAACCGUGUCACGAGCCGCUCCUGGGACACACAACAAAGUAACAAGGAACACAGUUCAGUCUUUCUCAAAGGUAACGUGUAAUAAUUCCCUCCAAGACAAAACUCUGAGGAGCUCUCCAAAGAAUGAGGUUUUACAUCCUGAUAACAGGAAAGGCUCUGGUGAACCCCAGCAAGACUUACUGCUCAGUAAGAGUUUAGAAACUACAUUUAAAAACAUCUUGGAACUUAAAAGAGGUGGGAGACAGUCACAGAAUGAGGCGACAAGUAGUGGCUCGGUUGAAUUAGAAUUCCCUAAUUUUUCACCUAUUGCUUCACAGGAAAACUGCCUGGAAAAAUUUAUUCCAGACCACAGUGAAGGUGUUGUAGAAACUGACUCUAUUUUAGAAGCCGCUGUAAAUAGUAUCUUAGAGUGUUAG
This is a messenger RNA of Nestor notabilis (Kea), 3270 nucleotides long. It is a transcript of the gene BICRAL, whose product is annotated as GLTSCR1-like. Gene Ontology annotation, biological process: positive regulation of DNA-templated transcription. The coding region runs from base 1 to 3270 and encodes 1089 amino acids. The record is from RefSeq and is a predicted model, not a curated record. Gene Ontology annotation, cellular component: SWI/SNF complex. Lineage: Eukaryota; Metazoa; Chordata; Aves; Psittaciformes; Psittacidae. The transcript has 11 exons.